Molecule: messenger RNA, 1278 nt
Organism: Indicator indicator
Lineage: Eukaryota; Metazoa; Chordata; Aves; Piciformes; Indicatoridae
Gene: STYK1
Product: serine/threonine/tyrosine kinase 1
Exons: 9
Coding region: 1-1278 (425 amino acids)
Biological process (GO): positive regulation of kinase activity; cell surface receptor protein tyrosine kinase signaling pathway; multicellular organism development
Cellular component (GO): signaling receptor complex
Molecular function (GO): transmembrane receptor protein tyrosine kinase activity; ATP binding
Source: RefSeq, a predicted model, not a curated record
AUGGCAGGGGAUGUGAAACGAUUCACACGCAUGCUACUGGAAUGCAGCAGCAAUGACAAGCUCUGUGUUGUGCGUGAAUAUCAGACUGAAGUGAUCGUUGUCCCAGUUCUCCUGGUGGGGUUUUUUGUCAUCCUGCUAACUGUCAUCCUUUGGCUCCACUGCCGAGGCUUGAGAGCAAAGCAGCAGCAAUCAGCAUCACCUGGACACCCAGUGAAUACCAAGGAUCAGCAGGAAUCCAGCUCCACAGAGAGCCACUAUAUCCAGCUGAGUGAGACAUCUGUGGAGGCCCUGCUGAGUUCUGCAUCCUGGGCUCUGAAAGACCUGGAGAUACCACGAGAGAAGCUGUCAGCAGGCAGCCUGCAGCUGAUAAAAGACGGCCACUAUGGGAGCAUCUACAGGGCACAGCUGGAAACUGGGAACCCUGGCAAGACCAAGAGUGUGGUACUGAAAGCCUUACGAGGCCAGGCUUGUCCCCAGGAAGUAAAGGAUUUCCUGGGAAGGAUUAAAUUCCAUCAAAAUCUUGGCCAUCAUGAGAACCUGGUUGAAUUGGUUGGAUGCUGUGUAGACCAGCUCCCAUUUUAUAUGGUCUUGGAAGAUGUGUCCCUUGGUGACCUGUUGACGUUCCUAUGGACGUGUCGGAAGGAUGUAAUGCCCAUGGAUGGUAUCCCCUGUGACCUCACUGAGAGGCAAGUGUAUGAGGUUGGACAGCAGGUUGCAGCAGCUCUGGCUUACCUUGAACGGAAGAAGUUGUUCCAUGGCGACGUUGCUGCCAGGAAUGUCCUCCUUCAUCACAACUUCACUGCCAAGCUCUGUGGUUUAGGUCUGGCCUAUGAAACUCACAAGUAUGGUGCCCACUCAGUCACACAGAUUGUGCCAGUCAAGUGGCAGGCACCAGAGAAGCUCCUGAAGAAACCCCCCAGCAUCAAGGCAGACAUAUGGUCUUUUGGAAUCCUGCUGUAUGAAAUGAUUACAUUAGGUGCUCCACCAUAUCCUGAGGUGCCACCAUCUGACAUUUUGCAUUACCUGCAGAGACAGAACAUUAUGAAGCAGCCUUCAAACUGCCAGCAAACCAUGUACAGCAUCAUGAAGUCCUGCUGGCAGUGGAAUGCAACUAAGAGGCCUUCUCCAACAGAACUGAUCCAGGCCUUACAGACAGCUGUCAAGACCAGCAAUGACCACGCAGUGCUGCAGGUGCCUGAGCUGGUGGUGCCUGAGCUCUAUGCUGAUAUUGCUGGUGUGGAUGUGCACAGUUUAAUGACAGAGUACACGAUCCUCUGA